AUGGUCGAAAAUCAAGCAAAUGAUUAUCCAAUAGUCGAGACAAAAUUUGUUUUAUAUGGUAUUCAGGAUAUCAAUUCAGGCUUAAUAACAUAUAUUUGUGCUGUGAAUCCAUCUUGUAAAAGACCAGCAGUUAUUGCACGUUCUAAUUAUCAAAUAUUUCCUCCUACGUAUCCCAUAUAUAACAUGUCCGGUUGGGUUGAAGGUUGCCUUCCUCGUGAUUCUGUUUUCUUGUCAACAUUGCAAUGUUUAUAUGAAGAUGAAUACUGUUUUUUAUUUUUCUUGAGCUAUGUAACACAAACUGUGACUGAUGGACUAUCACACUCAUCACUAUCUCGUUUUAAACCACUCAUUCACGAUCCCACGAGUCAUUAUCUACCCAAUACAACGAUUUCAACGAUUGUUGAUAAAUUGAUGCUUGAAGAUUGGAAUUCGACUUCAUCAUAUGAAAAAUUCUAUGAAUCUUGUGCACCAAUAUAUUGUUCUUAUUCAGAAAGUAUUCGCAAACAUACUUUCCUUGAAAUAAUGAUGAUAUUAGUGUCAAUGAUUGGUGGAAUUGUUUUAUCUUUACGUAUUUUAACACCUUAUCUCGUCAAAUUCACCUUAAGAGUCUUGAGAAUAUUGAAGACAAAAUCAAAUCAAACACAACAAAUUCAACAGAAUCGUGUCAAUCGAUUAAAGGCAUUAAUACAGAGUCUGAUAAAGCUUUUACGUACUACAUUAAUUGAAUUAAACAUAUUUUCAUCAAGAGAUUUCGGGAGUAAUAUUGAUCGAAUAUUAGCAAAACUUUAUGGUCGAUGGGCAACUCGUCUUUACAUCGUCCUAUUCAUUUGCAGUUUAAUUAUUUUGAUCUUCUAUACAAUCAUUCAACCAUAUUCUUUAAAAACAAGUUUUAAACAACCAUCUUUUAUGUAUUAUACUCAAUUGAAAGGAAUGUAUGGUGAUAAAUUCAAAUGUGAUAGAAGGCAAUAUCUACUUAGUGUUCAGCGAAUUGCAUCAACGUAUAAACAAUUUGUUCAAAUCAAACCAAUCUUUCAUUCAAUUUGUUUAAGUAAAUUUGUUUCGAAAGAAUGGCGAGUUAAUCUAACAAAUGGUCUUAUUCCUAAUCUGACUAUAUAUGAACAAAGAGAUUAUCGUCGAUUUCUUUCUACUCAUUUGCAAUAUCUUCAAGGUUUAUGUCAACUUUCUAUACGAACAGUGAAGAAUUUUAUAAAUGAAUUUUUAACAUCAUUAUUAGUCACUGUUGAACUUCUCUCGGAGCAUAAUUUUGAUCAUCAUUUGAAUAUAUCAAUCGAACAAAGUAAAUUAAAUGCACCUGCGCUAUUUUCUCGUCUUCUUUUCUUUACUCAAAGUAUUAUACAUGGAAAUGCUCUUAUGUCAGCUUAUGGGACGAAUUUCAAAUAUAUCAAUAUCAUAGAUGGUUCUAGACAAACUCGUGCACCUACAGAAGCAUUAAUCUAUGUUGAUAAUUGUUCGUGUGGUUUGUCUCCAAAAUUUAUUGAACGAUGGUCAACAGAUAGGAAUUAUUCAUCGUAUUAUGAUCAAUGUUCACCAUUAUCAUGUUCGUAUACAACUAUUGAAAAAUUUAAUAUUUUUAAUAUAUUCACUCUUAUACUUGGUCUACAUGGUGAUUUGACAAUGGUUCUCCGAUGGAUCUGUCCAAAGAUUAUUCAAAUUGGCCUAAAUGUCUAUCAUUAUCGAAAAAGACGAACGGUUACUGUUCAUCCUACGAAUUCAACGGUACAACAUACUACUUGGAAUUGUGUCAAUGAACCAACGAAUAUAACAAUCGGGUCAGUCAAUUAA
Adineta ricciae is the source of this 1803-nucleotide messenger RNA. The record is from the annotation of a GenBank genome assembly. Lineage: Eukaryota; Metazoa; Rotifera; Eurotatoria; Adinetida; Adinetidae.